UUUCACAGAAAAAUAAAAUCAUCUAAAAACAAUAAAAUAAUAAAAGACACACAGAGACAGCGAUUCUCUUGAUAUCUAUCUCUGUGUUACAGUUUAAUUCCAUUCCACGCUUUGUUGCUUUUAUCCUAACUUUUGUUUUUUCUCUCUCUCUCUCUAUAACCCUUCAAUUUUCAAUUUCAUUAUCUUUCCAAAUUUCUCCCCCUUUUUUUUUUCCCUAAAAAUAGAGAAAAUUUUGGGAAAAAAAGAAAAAAAAUUCCCAGCUUGGGAGUGAGUGUUUAGGGUUUUUUUUUGAAUUUUGUACUGUGGGGGGUUUUGAAUGAGGAGAACUGAAAUACUUUUGGGAAAUUGAAAAUCUUCAAUCGGCGGAUUAGAUGGCCACCACGGAGUUGCAGAUGAGUCCUCAGUUGGAGCAGAUCCACGGCGAAAUCCGGGAUCUUUUCCGUGCUCUUUCAAAUGGCUUCCAGAGACUGGAUAAGAUGAAAGAUUCCAAUAGGCAAAGCAAACAGCUGGAAGAGCUUACUGGCAAGAUGAGGGAAUGUAAAAGAUUAAUCAAGGAGUUUGAUCGUGAAAUUAAAGAUGAGGAAAGCAAAAAUCCUCCCGAAGUGAACAAGCAACUCAAUGAUGAGAAGCAGUCUAUGAUCAAAGAACUGAAUUCGUAUGUAGCUAUGAGGAAAACAUACAUGAAUACCCUUGGUAACAAGAAAAUUGAACUCUUUGAUAUGGGAGCUGGAGUCAGUGAACCUACAGCUGAUGAAAAUGUUAAAAUGGCAUCAUCAAUGUCAAACCAAGAGCUUGUUGAUCAUGGGAUGAAGACAAUGGAUGAGACUGAUCAGGCCAUUGAACGCUCAAAAAAGGUUGUUGAACAAACAAUUGAAGUAGGAACUCAAACUGCUGGUACUCUAAAAGGACAAACUGAUCAAAUGGGCCGUAUUGUAAAUGAGCUGGAUACAAUUCAGUUUUCAAUUAAGAAGGCCUCCCAGCUGGUGAAGGAGAUUGGUAGGCAGGUAGCCACUGAUAAAUGCAUCAUGCUAUUUCUUUUUCUUAUCGUAUGCGGUGUUAUAGCCAUCAUAGUUGUGAAGAUUGUGAAUCCGAACAACAAAGAUGUCAGAGAUAUUCCAGGAUUGGCACCUCCAGCACCUUCGAGGAGAUUGUUAUAUCUAAGGGACCCGCAGUAAAAAGGUGAUCAUUUCAAAUAAGUGAGUGGUUUGUUCUGCUUAUGCUUGAAUAGAGACAGGAGUGGGGAGUAUUGGGAAGUUGGUAUUUGAGGGAUGUGAUGGUUUUUCGCUUUUCGAUUUUAUAUGAUUGAUUCUUGCCUGAGAUGUGCAUAUACGGUUGGUGGUGUUUGUUGUCUUUGUAAAUUUUAUGGGAGCAGUUGAAUUAUUUGAAUGAUGAACUUUGAAGAUUAUUGUAGGGUUAGAAAUAA
Molecule: messenger RNA, 1423 nt
Organism: Gossypium arboreum
Lineage: Eukaryota; Viridiplantae; Streptophyta; Magnoliopsida; Malvales; Malvaceae
Product: novel plant SNARE 13
Exons: 10
Coding region: 372-1175 (267 amino acids)
Biological process (GO): vesicle fusion
Cellular component (GO): SNARE complex; endoplasmic reticulum membrane; Golgi apparatus
Molecular function (GO): SNAP receptor activity; SNARE binding
Source: RefSeq, a predicted model, not a curated record